AUGCCGUAUCAAACGCAGAGCCGCGGCGUUCCGAGGAUUCGUGGCACAGGCGGCCCUCCAUAUGAUCAAAUCGGUGUCCUUUUAUCAUCAUCAUCAUCGUCAACAGUAGCAGCAACAACAGCAGCAACAACAGUAGCAACAAUAAAAUCACAAAUCCAAUCCAAGUCGGAAGCAACAUCGUCUAGCAAGGCUUCUGGGGUUCGGGUCACAGCAAAGCAGACCAACCGAUGUGCCCCAGAAACAUGGAGGCGAGCUCAUGCACGCAGAACGAUUCGCACAGAGGACCCAGACCUACCGGCUAGCCUUCCCAGCUUAGCCCAGGAACAUGAAUUCAUCCUUCCGCGGUAUUAG
Trichoderma gamsii is the source of this 351-nucleotide messenger RNA. RefSeq lists its product as hypothetical. The record is from RefSeq and is a predicted model, not a curated record. Lineage: Eukaryota; Fungi; Ascomycota; Sordariomycetes; Hypocreales; Hypocreaceae. The transcript has 2 exons. Bases 1 to 351 code for a protein of 116 amino acids.